Botrytis cinerea B05.10 is the source of this 770-nucleotide messenger RNA. RefSeq lists its product as hypothetical. Lineage: Eukaryota; Fungi; Ascomycota; Leotiomycetes; Helotiales; Sclerotiniaceae. Bases 116 to 697 code for a protein of 193 amino acids. The transcript has 4 exons. The record is from RefSeq and is a predicted model, not a curated record.
GCAAUCAAUACAUUUCCUCAUACUACAUCAAGCUUGCAAAUCAUCAUCAACACUUAGCAACCAAACCUUUCAGCUCAAAACUCACACCACAUAAUAACACCACUCCCAGAUCAAAAUGUACUUCACAACUAUCGCUACCCUCGUCGCCUCCUUAGCUCUAACCUCCGCACUCCCUCUCUCUCCACCUCUCAACACAGCGUCUCUUACCUUUCAUGGUGCUGCAGGUGCUCAAUACACAUUGUCUGUUCCGCUCGAUGGUUCGACUACCAGCACCAACAAUGCCUUGAGCAUUUCUUCUAUCUCUACAGAUGGCUUUGAUGUACAGAACAACUGUAGGAUUCAUGCCGUGGACUACACACCCGCUUUGGUCCAAGGACCACCAAAUACAUGGCAAGUCGGACCACCUCAAACGAUCAUCGAUAUCUCCUGUACAAGCGGAGGUUCUCCUUCGGGUCAAGUGAUCAGCAUCGAAUUAGAUGGAGCUGCAGAUGCAAAAUAUUUCAUUAGUGUACCACUUGGCGGAGGACCAGUUUAUACCAACAACGCUCUCUCAAUCUCCCAAGUCCGCUCCACAUAUAAUAUCCCCAACUGCAAAUUCGAUACAGUCGAUUACACGCCAGCCUUUGUACAAAUCGCUAGUGGUGUUUGGAACAUGGGACCUCCACAGACUGUUAGAAGUGUUUCUUGCCCUGCAUAGAUAAACUUGUGCUCACUCGCUUCCCCUAAUAACCAUCAAGCUUCUUCGACUCUCGAGUCACGAGUAAGGAACA